AUGAAGAAAAAGACAGUCCCAACCCCCUCUUUUCAUCUCGAUCUCGAUCGCUCCGCCAUGGAAGACCACCAUAUCGGCCUUCACCAUCAUCACCACGUCCCUGACCUUGAGUCUAUUUGGCCAUCGUUUUUGCCUUUCCAACUUCCCGACUCUCACGAUCAACAACUCCCCUCCUCCUCCACCCAUUUAUUGAUAGGCUACAGUACUCCGAGUUCUGGAACAGGUGAUGAUGAAGAAGAGCCAGAAGAAGAGCUAGGUGCCAUGAAGGAAAUGAUGUAUAAGAUCGCGGCAAUGCAGCCGGUGGACAUCGACCCUUCAACCAUUCGAAAGCCAAAGCGACGAAACGUUCGGAUUAGCGAUGACCCGCAAAGCAUCGCUGCUCGUCUCCGACGAGAGAGGAUUAGUGAGAAGAUCAGAAUUCUUCAAAGGCUUGUGCCUGGAGGGACAAAGAUGGACACAGCUUCAAUGCUGGAUGAAGCCAUUCGCUAUGUCAAGUUCUUGAAGAGACAAAUCCGGUUGCUGCAGUCAAGUCAGCCACCGCAACAGCCAACCACCAGCGGUGGAGCCGCCGGUGCCGGCGGAGGAGGAUGGCCUUUUCCAUUCCAUAAAGCAAACGGUUCAACCUCCUCAUCCACUUCCAUGGAGACUACUCCUGCCAUUACACCAUCAGGAUGGAAAGUUUGUUUGGCCGACUCUUCUUCCUGGUAUUAACACUGACGUGAGGUCCU
Messenger RNA from Benincasa hispida (wax gourd), 728 nucleotides. RefSeq lists its product as uncharacterized. The record is from RefSeq and is a predicted model, not a curated record. NCBI's taxonomy places the organism in Eukaryota, Viridiplantae, Streptophyta, Magnoliopsida, Cucurbitales, Cucurbitaceae. Gene Ontology annotation, molecular function: DNA-binding transcription factor activity; protein dimerization activity. Gene Ontology annotation, biological process: regulation of DNA-templated transcription.